Molecule: messenger RNA, 2371 nt
Organism: Nannospalax galili (Upper Galilee mountains blind mole rat)
Lineage: Eukaryota; Metazoa; Chordata; Mammalia; Rodentia; Spalacidae
Gene: Slc44a5
Product: solute carrier family 44 member 5
Exons: 22
Coding region: 1-2199 (732 amino acids)
Biological process (GO): transmembrane transport
Cellular component (GO): membrane
Molecular function (GO): transmembrane transporter activity
Source: RefSeq, a predicted model, not a curated record
AUGAAAGCCUUUGUGUUUUGCAAGGUCUCUCAGGCACUGUUGGUGUGCACAACCACAACGAGAGGACAGCUUACACCGCAGCGUAAACACGAAAACAGAGGCUUGGUUCUGGGCAUGCUCCCGGAAUGUGAACUGCGCUCCACUGAUGAGCUAGCCAACAUUCAAACCAAAGGUGAUGGACAGCUCUCCAAGCCGAGGACUGCAGCGAAAACAAUGAUCGAAAACCAGGAAGGGACGAGUUACUCAGUGUUGAAUCUUCUGAGAAGAAAGCCUUACAAGUCCCAGUUACCAUGCCAAAUCUUUACGUUAGUUGUGGUCAGCUUCAGCCCUUUCUAUGCCUGGAAUUGUACCGAUGUUCUGUGCUGCAUGAUCUUCAUACUGUUUAUUGUGGGCUACAUUCUGUUAGGACUCGUGGCCUGGAUCCAUGGCGACCCCAGGAGAGUGGCCUAUCCUACAGACAGCGAGGGACACUUUUGUGGCCAGAAGGGCACCCCCAAUGAGAAUAAGCCCGUUUUGUUUUACUUUAACCUGUUCAGAUGUACGAAUCCCUCCAUGAUGUUAAGGCUGCACUGCCCCACCACACAGUCUCUGUCUGAAAUCUUUAUGCGUGGUGACUGUCCCACAGCUGUCUUCCCAAGCAGACCUUUUCUCCAAAGAUGUUUCCCUGACUUCUCCUCCACGAAUGCAUCCUUAACAGUAGGACAUAAGAUAACGUUUGAAGACGGAAGUGGAAACGUAAGAAAUGUCGUGGAGCUCAGGGAGGCCUCAAAGGGGCUGGAGAGAUGGCUCAGCGCAACAAACAUGGGUGUACAAGUGUUUUUAGAGUAUUCCCUUAUAAUGUUCUGGAUCUUUUAUUGCCUGACUAUUGCCAUGGUGUUGAGCUGGAUUUUUUUGAUACUCCUGAGGUACAUAGCUGGACUCCUCUUCUGGGUCUUCAUGUUUGGUGUGCUUGGAAUUAUAGGAUAUGGAAUAUGGUUCUGUUUUAUGGAAUACAACCGUCUCCAGCAAAAGCCAGAAUCUACAAUAACGAUAUACGACAUUGGGAUUCAGGCCGACAUAAGCAUGUUCUUUUACUUGAAGCAAACAUGGUUCAUAUUGAUGAUCAUCCUCUCCAUCAUCGAAGGCAUCAUCAUCAUCGUGCUGAUCUUCCUCCGGAAGCAGAUCCGCAUUGCCAUCGUCCUCCUGAAGGAAGGCAGCAAAGCCAUUGGAUAUGUUCCUUGCACGCUAGCUUACCCACUUUUAACGUUCAUUUUGCUCUCUAUCUGCAUUUCUUACUGGAUUGUGACAGCUGUUUUCUUAGCUACGUCGGGGGUACCUGUAUUCAAAGUUAUAGCUCCAGAGGGCCAAUGUGCAUAUGAAGAUGAAACUUGUGACCCAGAAAAUUUUGACAAUACUGAUGUUCACAAAGUUUGCCCUGAGGCAUCAUGUAACUUUGCCUUCUAUGGUGGAACCGGUGUGUACCAUAAGUUGAACAUGACCUUCCAGAUCUACAACCUGUUCGCCUUCCUCUGGCUCGUAAACUUUGUCAUUGCUUUGGGUCAGUGUACCCUUGCUGGCGCCUUCUGUACUUAUUACUGGGCCAUGAGAAAGCCCGAUGACAUCCCACCACACCCGGUCUUCACUUCAUUUGGACGAGCCGUAAGAUACCACACAGGCUCUUUAGCCUUUGGAGCAUUGAUCCUCGCAUCAGUUCAGAUGUUUAAAGUGAUCAUAGAAUAUGUGGACAGGCGACUUAAAAGUAAGGUUCCCGAUUUGAUGACGACUUCUGUGAUGGCAAUUGCAAUGUAUGGCAAAAGCUUCUGCGAGUCAACAAAAGAUGCCUUCAAUCUGCUCAUGAGAAACAUUUUAAAAGUCGCAGUUACAGAUGAAGUUACACACUUUAUAUUAUUCCUGGGAAAAAUUCUAGUUUCUGGUUUUGUAGGCAUUCUGGCAUUCUUGCUCUUCACAGAGAGAUUGCAGAAGAUCAUAGAAGGGCCAACAAGUUUAAAUUACUACUGGGUACCCUUGCUGACUAUUGUGUGUGGAUCCUACCUGAUUGCACAUGGGUUCUUCAGUGUCUAUUCAAUGUGUAUUGAAACCAUUUUCAUCUGUUUCUUGGAAGAUUUAGAAAGAAACGAAGGUUCUUUGGAAAGACCCUAUUUCGUGACUCCGUCUCUGAUGAACGUUUUGCUGGAGAAGGAUACCUAUAAGAAGGAGUAGGAGAGCCAGCUGGUCCUCCUGCUUUGCUGAAUCGAUCCACCACUCCUUUCCUAAGGGCUUUGGUUCGGGGGACCCUUGGAUCCAGGACCUUGCUGGCUCGCGUUUGCAUCUUAUACCAAAGCCUACACUGUAAUCUGUGAAGCCAUCAGAUGUCGCAAGGGAAUUGUUAAUA